Messenger RNA from Epithele typhae, 2472 nucleotides. RefSeq lists its product as uncharacterized. NCBI's taxonomy places the organism in Eukaryota, Fungi, Basidiomycota, Agaricomycetes, Polyporales, Epitheliaceae. The transcript has 3 exons. The record is from RefSeq and is a predicted model, not a curated record. The coding region runs from base 1 to 2472 and encodes 823 amino acids.
AUGUCGACGACCCGCUCGAACUACACCCACCGCGGUGUUCAAACCGAUCUUCCCAGCACCCCUCCAGCCUUCUCUCAAGCCGCCAUGGAUCCUCUCUCGUACCCUCAAUCGGACCGCGUCGACACUCCGCCCGCAUCCCCGUCCCCGUCCAAUCGAUCAAGACCAUCUACCCCCGUCGAGUCCAUUCACAACCAUUCUCACACCGACAUAUCGUUCGACUCGAUCAGCUCUGGUGCGGAUCAAUCAAUGACGACUACGUCCCGUGCAUUGAAAGUUCAGCUUCCUACGAAUCGACCAAGCGCGCUUCAACACAGGCAACCUUCUUCCCGUAUCGUUUCGCUUCCGGAUGCCACUCCGCGAUUCCGCAUGAAGAAUGUGCUCGAGAGGACGACCACCCGGGUUGUCUCCAUGCCUACUGAGACUGUCAGAGACACCUCCGACGGUUUGGACGUCGACUACGCGACGGAAUCCCUCCUGCAUGAAGCCGAGGAACAUUCCUGUUCUCUUGUCCGCUCGCAAGUAGCUGAUGUUCCAUAUACAUCAUCCCUCCCGUCUUCACCUGAUUCGGUGGUCAUCAUCGCAAACAACAGCAAUCCGUUGUCGAGGGAUUUCCUGAGGCAUGAUCUCAGUAACGUUACGCCGCCGGAAUCUGACGACGGGGAGUGGGUGACAUGGGCCAAGUCGCCACCGCGCCCAAUCCCCGCCCUCCAUGGCCCGCUGUCUCUGCCUUAUGCCCGCUGUCCCUCGGGAGCUGAAGGGACAAUCAUCGAAGAGCAAGAGAGCCUAUCGCGGGUGAUUUGGGGCCUUGAGAACGACAACACCACCGGCAGUCGACCAUCGUUCAAGUCAACAAACGUCCCUCCCGCUUCUCUCAAGACGCAUACACAUCCUCACGGUGACCCGUUCCGUCAUCAAAAGUCUCGACAGCCCCACGGCUCCGCGGCGGCCCCUUCUCUCAGUCAAAAGCAUCUUCCGCCAGGAGCGCAUUCAAGCACAACCGUCGCUCGUGUCGCUCCUUCCCAACACCCUCCCCAGCCACCUGAUUAUAUGCUGAAACACUCGGAACCUAUCGACCUGGGACGGCUGACGCGUGACGCUCAAGUGUCGAACGGUUUGCCGCGGGUACUUGACUGGCAACCUCCCGUCUCUGCCGAGCUGCCAACUCCAGAGCUCAUCCACGAUCUCACCCCGGAAAUGCAAGCAAUUAUGUUCGCUCAAGACACUCUCAAGACGUCCUCGUUUCUCCCCUCGUUUUCAACUAGACCCUCGCCUCCUCAAGUCUCUCCUCUGUCCAACCUGGUCCCGUCAACAUCGUCAUCUUCUCUUCUGGAGUCCUUGAAGUCGUCUCGCUCUCCCAUAGUUCUGGAAGAACUGGCUUCUCACUGGCCGCCCUCAGGCAACAGCUCUCGCGCAUCAGCCUUGGACCUAGCUCAACGCUACCGUCAACAGCAAUUUCAGCACGGCUUCCUACCCACUCCUCCGGACUCUACGUCUCCUGUUUGGUCAUCCACGUUUUCUCCAUACCAGGGCGCGCAUCACGGUUCAGGAUUGUCUCCAGACCUCCUUGUAGCCACUGGCUCAUCGCAACAUCCGGCCACAUAUCAUCCUCAAGCAACGCUGUCCGUCCGGGAUCACUCUCAACACUUUCUUAGACCGUCUCCUGGCAUACUCAGCAGCAACCCUGUCAUGGCAACACGGAAUGUUGCUUUUGGCUCGGCGGCGGCUUCCGAACCUACCAUCGGGCAAUCACUUGCGCCACGUCUGGCUGCAGAGCAAGUUUCCCGCACAGUUCCUGAGACUUACACAGAAGAGUUCCGGCGGCUCCUUUCCCAGCUCUCGAUACCUGUUCGCGAGCCUGCACGAUCGCCGACGUUGCCCAAGGUACCGCCGAACACUCCCCAUGCGCCAUCUAAUCAGCACACACGACGCUUCGAAGCCAGUUCUACCCCGCCCCGCCAAUCUCAGAACUUGAUGCUUUCUCAGAACAACGUGCGCUCCGUUCCCUUGAGUCGACUCGUGCAGCGGCGUCUGUCCACUGUACCGGAAGAGGACUUCAUGGAUCAUCGCCGUACGCCUCCUGCCGCUUCACAGAGCUCUGCCGCCGGCCUACACUUGUUCCUGUCCCCGGCCGCUCGGGCUAGUGGCGGACCCGUGGUUCUUGACUCGUUCGGCGACCCGCUCGGACUACAGUGCAGGUCAACUGUCAAUGUGGUUGAGAAUGCCAAACCUAGUGUCAAACUGCCGGGUGUUCCUGGCAAGGCCUCCGGGCCGGUCACGCGUGGAGAAGGUGCUAUGACGAGAGAAGACUUUCGUCGUCAGGGCAGCAACGCAAACACUGACGGCGGUCGGCGCAGUGAGAACGGAAGAGGGCGUGGUCACAAAAGGGGCGGUCGGGGGAGGAGGGGCCGUGGCGCUAUUCCGAGCAUCCAUGGCGCGGAAAGAAUCGACGGUGGGAUGGUCGUGAGGUCGUGA